Messenger RNA from Solea senegalensis (Senegalese sole), 1888 nucleotides. RefSeq names its product glycoprotein endo-alpha-1,2-mannosidase-like protein. Gene Ontology annotation, cellular component: Golgi apparatus. The transcript has 4 exons. Bases 277 to 1599 code for a protein of 440 amino acids. NCBI's taxonomy places the organism in Eukaryota, Metazoa, Chordata, Actinopteri, Pleuronectiformes, Soleidae. Gene Ontology annotation, molecular function: alpha-mannosidase activity. The record is from RefSeq and is a predicted model, not a curated record.
UAUAUGAGUUACAUGGUCCUGUUUUUGUUGUUGUUGACACCUAAAUCCCACUCAGUUCCCCCAGAAUCCGAGUGGAACCGCGUGGACAGAGUCCACAGUCUGCAGGACAAAGUUCCAAACCCGCACAGUGAACUGCGUCAGGUAGUCUGCUGCAGUCAUGUAGGAGACUUCAGAGGGACGUGUCUGUUGAACGACUCUGUGAAGUGAAGUGAAAUCAUUAGCGUCCACGGUCCCGUUCACGCAGCUCGGAGCUUCAUUGUGCCACUCGAGCCAAACAUGGUACGCGUGCGGAGGAAAGCCUGCGUCGCCCUCUUCCUCUUCACGCUCUUCGUCUUCGGGACCAUGAUGGGACUGAAGACCCUGAAGCCCACUGACGGGUUCUCGGAUCUGGCUUCUGGUUUUGAGCUCGGGGCGAAGGUGGAUCGGCGCUCCGUGUCCCGUGACGCCACCGCGUCCCCGGGUCAGUCCCACGCAGCUGGCAGCAUCACCAAAGCAGCUUUGUCCAACUCCGGUCCAGAGGGGACCAUAUUCUACGACGUUCAUAUUUUUUACUACGCCUGGUACGGCAGCCCGCACAUGGACGGGAAGUUCAUUCACUGGGACCACAUCCUCGUGCCACACUGGGACCCCAAAAUCGCAUCCAGCUACCCGAGAGGAAGACACAUGCCGCCCGAAGACAUCGGAUCCAGUUUCUACCCCGACCUCAACCCAUACAGCUCCAGAGACCCAGACGUGUUGGAGUCCCACAUGGAGCAGAUAGGAGCAUCUGCAGCAGGGGUUCUGGUUCUGUCCUGGUAUCCUCCCGGUCUGGCUGACGACAACGGGGAACCGGCAGAGGAUCUGGUGCCAGCUCUACUGGACGCUGCAUACAGACACAACCUCAAGGUUGCGUUUCACAUUCAGCCUUACCAAGGGCGGAGCGACCAGACCGUGCACGACAACAUCAAGUACAUCAUUGACAGGUACGGCGACCACGGAGCCUUCUACAAGUUCACCUCCAGCACUGGGAAGCGUCUGCCUCUGUUUUACGUCUAUGACUCCUACCUAACUCCUCCAGAGUCCUGGUCUGAAUUCCUGACUCCCACCGGCUCCCACAGCGUGCGUGGCUCCGCUUACGACUCCGUCUUCAUCGCCCUGAUCGUGGAGGAGCGCCACAAGCACGACAUCCUCGCCGGAGGCUUCGACGGCAUGUACACCUAUUUCGCCUCCAACGGCUUCUCCUUUGGCUCCUCCCACCAGAACUGGAAGGCCAUCAAAGCGUUCUGUGACGGCAACAGCCUCCUCUUCAUCCCCAGCGUGGGACCCGGCUACAUCGACACCAGCAUCCGGCCGUGGAACAACCACAACACGCGCAACCGGGUGAACGGCCGCUACUACGAGACGGCCCUGCAGGCGGCGCUCGACGCGAGGCCGGACGUCGUCGCCAUCACGUCUUUUAACGAAUGGCACGAGGGGACGCAGAUAGAGAGGGCGGUGCCUAAAAAAACAGUGACCCGUGUGUAUUUGGACUAUCAGCCACAUGGACCCGACCACUACCUGGAGCUGACCCGUCGCUGGGCGGAGCAGUACAACAAAGAGAAGGAGCAGUGGCUCAUGUGAGCGUGUGAGCAAAUGUAUGGAAACGAACAAACGAGAGAAGAGUCGAUGUAAAGACAACACGGAUUCUUGAGGAUGUUGCGUUUACGUUUGGAUUAAACUGACCGUCAACGUUCCUGCGAGAACACGACUUUACACAAAUGUUUUUUAUCUGUAACUCUGGAAAGUUCACACCAUCCCGACUACGUCUAUCUGCUCCACACAAACCUCUGUAAAGUGGUGUUUAGAUCCUGUGUCAUUCCAGCGCUGCACACAGGAAGUCCUUCAUUUUCUCAUGUCAUGAUGGAUGGGU